Triticum dicoccoides is the source of this 2139-nucleotide messenger RNA. RefSeq lists its product as uncharacterized. The record is from RefSeq and is a predicted model, not a curated record. The coding region runs from base 127 to 2064 and encodes 645 amino acids. NCBI's taxonomy places the organism in Eukaryota, Viridiplantae, Streptophyta, Magnoliopsida, Poales, Poaceae. The transcript has a single exon.
GGAGCCUCGGCUAUUCUUAGAGCUACAGCCAAACGCCUGAAAUCUGAAAGAGGUGAUCGUGACACAAGAGAGCAUUUUGGCAAAAUUAUCCAUGUAGACUGCUCUCUGUGGAAAAAUAGAAGAGCUAUGCAGAGGGCAAUCGCGGAGGAGUUAAACCUUGGCCAUUUAAUGCCCAUGUUUGACAAGCAGGAUGAGGAUGAUGAUUUUAGAGGGAUGGACGUUAGCUCUAGAGUAGAGAUACCAAGCAUCGGAAGUGAGAUCAAUGCGUGUCUAAGAAAUGAAAGAUUUCUGAUGAUUUUUCAUUAUGGGGGAGUAGAAGAUAUUGAUCUGGCAGAGUGUGGCAUUCCUAAUCCUGAAUUUGGAACCUAUGUUUUAGGAAAAUUAUUAUGGAGUGGUUAUGGAAGAUUUCAGCUUUCGCAGAGAAACAAGAAGUUAAAGUCUAGUUCUGCUUAUUUUAAAAAAAUUGAAUUAUAUCCCGAGGUCAAUGCACAUUUGAGUCAACUACUGCGUCAUUCAUUACAUGAAGAAGCUGCUGAAGUGAUUGGUUACACCGACAUGGAUGAUGUCAACCCAACAAUAGUUUUGGAUUGCUUCUUGUACUCAUUGUUCCUGACAGAGCAACUACAUGGAAAGUCUAUCAGUGUUGACUAUGGUUGGGAUACUCAUGCUUGCAACUACUGGAUAUGUGAUGGUAUCCUUCAAGGUGAUAGAGCCUUUGAGGUUGGCAAUGCAUUGCAACGAGUGAUACAAAUGCUGUGCUACCCAUCUGAUAGAACAAAAAGAUUGGCAAACUAUUUGGAUGAACACAAAGAACAGUAUGAAAGAUGGGUUUCAAUCUCCUCCAACCAACUAGGAGCACAAGAUAUCUCAACUAUUCAUGUCAAUACAUCAUCCUAUUUCCUCACAUUUGGGGAAGAUGGUCAGCUACAACUACCAAGUGAUAUGUUUCAGCUAGCCAGCACCCUCCGCGUGUUAAAACUCUGCAAGUGCAGCUUUGAUUUUGCAUCCCCUCCUUUCCGAUGUUGCCAUAACCUAAAAUUCCUUUGGCUUGACCGUUGCACAAACACAGGGGAGGAGCAAGGUGGAGGGCCAUGUUUCCCAAACCUGUUGGUGCUUGACAUACGCUUCACAGAUUUUGUCUUACUGGCAGAGAUGAUAGAGUUGAUGACCAAUCUCAGGAAGGUAAAUACGAAGGGUGUCUCAUGGAGAACUAUAAGUCAUGCAUGGAAAAAGCUACGGAACCUUCACAAGCUCCGGGUAACCGAAUCCUCAGAUGUGAUCACAGUGGACACAUGCUCUUCCAUAGAUAUGAUGAAUCUGGAGCUCCUUGACUUGUCGGGUAACAUUCAUAUGGAAUCAUUGCCUGCAAUGUCAUCGGCACGAAACUUGAAGAUGCUUGUUCUUGAUGGUUGUUCUAGCUUGGAGCAUGUUGCACUCGAAGGAGCCCUUCCACUUCUUGAGAGUUUUAGUUUUGAUGGCUAUGGCCCAUCAGAAAAGUGGGCACAUCCCAUACAACUGCCAAAAAAGGAACCGUGCCCUAAGUCUAGCAAUGCUUUAAUUCAAAAAGCCAAGGUGAGAAGGAUCUCCCUAGAAGGUUGUGCUCGAUUGCACAGCAUAUUCUUGCGUGCAUUGCUCAACCUUGAGGAGUUGGACCUCUCUGGCACAGCCGUUAAAACACUUGACCUCGGUGCAAUGGAUGUCGCACGACUCAAGAAGCUAUUUCUGUUGGGUUGUGAGCAACUACGUAGCUUAUGCUGGGAUGGAAGAAACCCUUCAUUGGAAGUUCUACAUGUAGACACUCGGGGAAAGACUAGAUCAAUGAUAUACUGUGGAGAACAGACCUCUAUCUUUGAAGCACUUAUGGCUUUUACAGAUGGAAGGUUAGUUUGGUCUGUCAUAAAGGGGCUCUACUGGGCUUGGUAUGACUCCAAGGUGCACCUCCAUAUCUCUUCUACGAUCCACAGCCAAGUCAACAUCACCAAAAGUAUUGAUGAGAUUGUGCCUAGCGAAGAGGGUUUGGUUCCAACGAGGCCCUUCUUACCUUACAAUGUUACAAUGAUAUAGUCCUUUGCAAGGAUAUUGUCACGUGUUCGUCCUUGGUGUGGGACCACCAACAUCUUUAUCCUUUGGAUGUGCAUA